This is a messenger RNA of Caenorhabditis angaria, 3563 nucleotides long. NCBI's taxonomy places the organism in Eukaryota, Metazoa, Nematoda, Chromadorea, Rhabditida, Rhabditidae. The record is from the annotation of a GenBank genome assembly.
AUGGAUGAAAAAGAGAAUAAGGUGCUGCUGGAUGGUGAAUUGAAGUUCUUUUUGUAUGAUAAUGGAAAUGUGAGUUGGGAAAAAAGGGAGGGAAAUGAAAUGAACUCGGUUAGGCUUGUUAGGCUUGGGACAGUUUUGUUCAGGAUGUUUAGGCCUGGCUCAAGGGCUUUGGUUGUUACGUUAAGAAUGUUAGUUAGACUUUUUAAUGAAGUUAAUUUUAAGCUUCUAGGCUAUUGGACUUAGGUUAUUCAGCUUGAACUGUUACGUUUGGAUUUCUGGAAUUUCUUAAUUCCUAGAAGUUUCUAAAUGAGUCUUAACAAAUUUGAAUUUUUCAAAGUUUGGCAGCAAAGUUCAAGUUUCAUUUGAUUUCAAAACGUGUUUUAUAAUCUAUGUGGUUUAUGAUUCAUUAACAGAACCUAUUUUCAGUCCAACCUAGAUCGCCUAAAUCGAACAAUACGACUUCGAGUAGAUCCACACGGCUACAUUCUCUACUGGCGAUACAAAGACAAACUACUCUUCAAGCAGAAAGAAUUGUCACGCGAGAAGAACUACAUUUUCCUGGAGAAGAUCUACGAUGUUCGAGUGGGCAAUCCGACAAAUCUCGAACUUUCGCCGCACGAGCAACAAGUUCGACAAAACUUUUUGACAAUUGUCAGCGGUCAAAGUAUAACGAAUCUCAAGUUCAAACAUUUCGUCUAUCUCAACAAGGAGCCGCAUGAUCUUCAGGAUUUUGCAGAAAAAUUGUUCAGAUUGGUGCAGAAGGUGAAAUCGGAGGAGCAUGGAUUGUUGUAUCAUUUUAGGAAAAAGCUGGCACCAAAUAUGUAUGCCCUAUUUUCACCGAGAUGUAUAGAAGAAGAGUGGGUUUGGAAUUUUCUUUAAAUGGUAGUCAAUGUUAAAUUGCACUUUCAGCAUCAUUCGAAUAUUUGACCAAAACAAGAAGACGACAAAAAACGAGUGGGUGUCGAUCGGAAAACUUUUAUCAAUUCAUUCGCGCCAAAAUGUAAAUAUUGAUGAUCAGAAAUUGUUGAAAAUUAUUUGUAUAUUGACAAAGUUGGAGGGUAGCCGAUUGGAAAGUGUGUUCAGGAAAAUGCAAGUUUCAAAAAUAAAUGGGCGGAGCCUAUUCAUAUCCCUUUUUCGUCUCGCGCACUGCUCUCCUCUCGUUUUCUCUCACGUGAAAUUGUAGCUAACGAAAAAAAUAAUUUUUUUGUAGAAGUGAAGAUGAACAUCGUGUUUCGCGUGAAGAAUUUGGCGAGUGGGUUCGGAGAAAUCAACACGAUCAUCGGUUGAAUGAUGCAAGGUUCGGACAAGUUUCGGAUAAGAAAAUUGAUUCGACUUUUGAUGAGUGGAAUUAUCAGAAAGGUGAGAGCAAAACAAAUUUUCCCAUUUCAAAAUCUGUUAUUUUAGACACCCCAGUCACCUCUCAAAUGUUCGCUCAUUGGAUGAUGUCAGAUGAUCACGGCGUAGUCGUAACCGCCCAACGUCAACGUCUUGACGUGGCAAGUAUGCGCGAUCCAAUCAAUCGAUAUUUCAUCGACAGCUCGCACAACACAUAUUGCUCUGGAAAUCAAUUAGUUUAUGCUCUUGGAAAAUGUGCAGCCGACGUGGAAAUGUAUCGACAAGUUCUUCUGGCUGGUUGUAGAUGUAUUGAGCUGGAUGUUUGGGACAACAAGGAUAAAGACGAGGCUCCGGUGAUAACUCACGGGCCGACAGCGGUGAUGGGAAUGAAUGAGAUCUCGCUGAUCGAUGUUUGUCUCGCGAUCAAAGAGUAUGCCUUCAAAACCUCGGCGUAUCCAUUGAUUCUAUCGAUUGAGAAUCAUUUGAGUCGAAAGCAGCAGGAGAAAAUGGUGCAGAUUUUUAGAAGUGUUUUUGGCGAUUUGUUAUUGACGUCAUCACUAUCGAAGUAUCCAUUAUAUGAGAAGGAUGGGAAAGGUAACCUAUUUUAAGCUUCAAGAAAUAUUUCUAGAUUUUCAGACAUUCUAUAUCCCUCCCCGGAAGAACUCAAAUACAAAAUCCUGAUUAAAGCGAAGAAGAAGUUUGAGAAAUUUGAAUCUAGAAGUCGCGAAUCUUCAAGCAUCGAUCUCUCCCAACAAUCUUUCGAUUUAACCGAAGAUGAAGCACUAGAGCAUCAAAUUUUCAAAGAGCUUAGUGAAGAGCAGCAAAAAGCGCAGCUCGCCGCACUUCCCGAGGAAACAUCGUGCUCAGAGCUCUCAGCGAUUAUAAACUAUAUGCAAGCAUUUGAAAAUAAUCGGAGUGUUUCAACGGGCCAGAACAUUGAUAAUGCGAAGAAUGAGAAUUUUCAUUGUAUAGUUUCUGUCGAUGAAAAUCUGACACACGCUUUGAUUCGGAAUAGUACAAUUGACAAAGUUCAAAGUCUUGCAAAAUCAAAACUGAUUCGUGUUUACCCGAAAGCCUCAAGAAUCUAUUCGACGAAUUAUUGCCCAAUGAUCCAUUGGUUAGUCGGAUCACAAAUGGUUGCUCUAAAUUAUCAAACAAAUUGUCACAACAUGCAAUUGAAUUAUGCGAUGUUCGAAAGAAAUGGAGGUUCAGGAUAUGUCAGAAAACCAGAUUAUAUGCGAUUUCGCGAUAUUAAACUGAAACCUCGGAUCGAGAUUCCAUUCACAAUUGCUUAUACAAUCGAAGUAGAAGUUUUAUCCGCAUAUUUUCUCUCCUCAAUAGGAACAGAGAAAUUCCGUCGACGCAGUUCGAUCAGCGUACAUCUUUUCGAUGUUCCAGAUGUUGUGUCAACUGGCGAAACACCAACAGGAACCACAAGUUCAAAUAGACCGGGAGGAAAUAGUUGCCGGCGAGCGAAACUGAAGGAGGAAAUCAAUUUUGUGACAAAUUAUGAUCGAUACAUUUAUCGAUUCGACAAAGUGAUGCUCAAUGAUUUGUCGUUUUUACAAUUCAAUAUUCAUAAUGAAUCAAACAAUUUGAUCGCUCAGCGGGUUUUACACUUGGACACUAUUAAUAAUGGUAGGUUUUUUGAGAUUCCCUGGUGAAAAAUCGUCUACAAAAGGCGUCACGGUGUUGCGCGUAUGUCUGCAAACACACAAACACACGAAAAUUCAAAAAUGGUCGCCUGAAACUGGAACCUAAAGCGAAAAAAAUUCAAAAAAGCCACAAUUUCACGUGAGAGAAAACGAGAGAGUGUGCGUGCAGAAGAGACGCGAGACGAAAAAGGGAUAUUCCGUGACCAACCUUUAAUCAUACAAUUUCCAGGCUAUCGCUUCGUGAUCCUUCGCUCGCCAUCAAAUCAAUGUGUCGGCCCGGCAAGCCUGCUGGUCAGAUUCGAUUGCUACAUGCAUAGCGAUCGAAAAAACCUGCGCGACCACAAACAAAUGUACAAUCCACACGCAUUCGAUCGCGAAAACGACAUUUGGGCGCGCCGAUUCUCCAACCCGUUUGCCGAUUUCGACGAGUCCGAUCAGGACAACUUUCUGCUUGUCGAGGGAACUCGAAGGGGUGCUGAGGAAACUGAGCCAACAACUCCAACAGGUCCCUCGAAACCCAUCAGUUUUGCGCACGCUAUGGUGGAUAAAAUUGCGUUUUGGAAGAAAAAAUGA